Messenger RNA from Tetrahymena thermophila SB210, 312 nucleotides. RefSeq names its product transmembrane protein, putative. The transcript is spliced from 4 exons. The record is from RefSeq and is a predicted model, not a curated record. NCBI's taxonomy places the organism in Eukaryota, Ciliophora, Oligohymenophorea, Hymenostomatida, Tetrahymenidae.
AUGGGUAGUGUUUGGUUUAGAAAUAGAUAUUGGUGGUACAGAUCACUUUAUGAUGAUUACGUUGCUAGAGAAGCUAAGUUAGCUUUCGGUAUAGCUGCAUUCAUCUGGCUUCCUCACUAUUACUGGGGUAUCCAUCUUAACAGAGCUUUCGAAGUUAAUUUCUCACACAGAAACUAUGCUCACGAAUGGGGUCCAAGAAGAAAUAGACUUGCUCACUCACUUGAAUUCGAAUAAUUCGAUAUGAUCCUUGAAAAUUGGCAAGAUUUAGAGGAUGAGUAUGCGCAGAGAGGGGAUGGAAUGCUGAAAAAGUGA